UGAAUGACAUUCUGGUUGGAAACAUGGGCAGAAUUUGUAGCUUCUUCUCUAUAUAAUGAUCCCCCAUGAGUCCAUCCAUUACCACUACUCCAACCUACUUGAGAAAACUAAGAGAGAAAGAGAGGAGAGUGAGAAAAAGAGAGAGAGAGAGAGAGAGAGCUAUAGAAGAUGUCUCAACUGAUAGAAGAGAUGAGGUCCAAGGCAGUGAUUUACACUGGAGACGAGAUUGGACAAGAGAAAUGUAAGUUCUUGUUAACAGAAGUUGGUUUGCCAAAUGGGUUGUUACCAUUGAGAGAUAUAAUAGAAUGUGGGCAUGUAGAGGAAACUGGGUUCGUAUGGUUAAUUCAAAAGGAAAAGAUCGAACAUAAGUUUGAAGCUAUACCAGGGACCUUAGUUUCUUAUGCAACUGAAGUCACAGCUGUUGUUGAAAAAAACAAAAUCAAAAACCUUACUGGUGUCAAGGUAAGAGAGCUGAUGAUUUGGGUAAGGUUAACUGAAAUUUAUGUUGACGAUCCUCCUACCGGGAAGAUUACGUUCAAGAGUUCGAUUGGUAUUAACAAGACACACCCUGUCUCGGCCUUUCAGAUUGAAGAUAUGAAACAAUUCAAGGAAUGAAAACUGCUUUUAGUCUUCUCUUUAUUAUACAUAUAGAUAUGUUGUCUUUUCAUCAUAGUGUUUCUGCCUUUCAUGUUAUGCAUGUAUGUUGUCUUUUCAUCAUUUGGUUAUUAUGUUUUUUCAGUGUUUAUGUUCCUCGAUAAAAAUAUGAAUGUUCACUAAGUUCAAAUAUUACGUACUCGAACUCGAUCACUUUGAUCUUCUGUCUGGUAA
This is a messenger RNA of Papaver somniferum (opium poppy), 828 nucleotides long. RefSeq lists its product as uncharacterized. The transcript has a single exon. NCBI's taxonomy places the organism in Eukaryota, Viridiplantae, Streptophyta, Magnoliopsida, Ranunculales, Papaveraceae. The coding region runs from base 169 to 615 and encodes 148 amino acids. The record is from RefSeq and is a predicted model, not a curated record.